This is a messenger RNA of Clarias gariepinus (North African catfish), 8882 nucleotides long. Its product is annotated as histone-lysine N-methyltransferase ASH1L-like. The coding region runs from base 334 to 6171 and encodes 1945 amino acids. Gene Ontology annotation, molecular function: protein binding. The transcript is spliced from 16 exons. The record is from RefSeq and is a predicted model, not a curated record. NCBI's taxonomy places the organism in Eukaryota, Metazoa, Chordata, Actinopteri, Siluriformes, Clariidae.
AGGAGGGGGCACAGGAGAAGGGGGAACUUGAGUGUCGUACGCAGUUGCACAAUGUUCAUCUUUACGGCUCCAUCAGUGCACGCGAAGCUCACGCAACAUCCCUGCGUUCAGCGUUUCGCCUCACUCGUCAAUUAGCUGGAGGAUAUAUACUGGCGUGAUAGAAAAUAUCUCGUAGGCCAGGAAUAUAAUGAAAGAAGACAGCACUGAGUUGGAGCUUUUACAUUUUUGUUUAAUAAGCACUUAUCUUCAUACUUGGACCUGGCAUCAUCUUAAUUAAGUAGCUCAAUAUCUCUGCCCCCCCCCUGCCAGUUUGUUUCUGCACCGAACAUCCAAAUGGAUAAAAGACGGAAGAAUGAUUUAUCUACGCCAGCACCAGAGAGAGAAAAAGCAUGUGAGGAGACAGAGGGUAGAAAAAAAACGAAAAAGACCAAAUCAGAAGAACUGGAUUUCCUCUCCGAAGGAACUGAUGGCCAAGAUAAGCAGCUGCAAGAUUUAACGAUUAGAGAGGCUGACCAUUCAGAAGAUAGUCUGAAAGCAAAGAUCACACCUGGAGCAAAACGAACCAAGAAACCCCCGAAGAGCCUUGAGAACUUCAUAUGCCGACCUUCUGUUCGGGUGUUUCAGAGGCCUGAAUCUAUAGGGCAAAGUGUCUGCAAACGAAGAGAUGGUAUAAGUGCUAAAACUAGACUCUACAGUCAGUUAUGUCAUCCUGUUCAAAAGAAAUGUAACACUGACUCAGUGGUAACAAAAGACAAUUCAGUGGUGACAAAUACUGAUCCAUCAGCACUUUCUCCCUCCUCUCACAUUCCUUCUAGUAUCAUGAGUCUUGCUUCAGACACUGCGAGUACAAGGUCAUCUAAAAAGGUUCUCCCAAAACAAACUAAGAAGACAGAUUUAAAAUCAGAUAUAACACUACAGGAAACCCCACAGUCAACCAACAAACUGUCAGUUUCUCACAAGAUAACUCAUAAUACUCAAAUAAAGCAGACAUACUCCUCCAAAAAUUCUUCUGAUUCAAAUUCCACUUCUCAACAGGACUCUAACCCACAAGAGUGCAUUAACGUUUUUAAUGAGGACAAGACACAGCAAGGUCAAGCCAGUCCAAACUCCAGUUAUGGAAAUCCAAGUGGAGCUAGUUUACAUACUGUGCCAUCCAAACUAACAUCCUGCUUUCAGAAAAAUGCCACAAAAUGCAACGAAAGCAAUUCAGAAUUGGCUUCACAUUGCAGUAUCCGUUUGAAUCCAAAGAAGGGUGAGAGCUGUGUGGAUGAUUCCGACAAUGCUGAUAUCAGAGGAGUGACUAAUGAAAAGAAUAAACACCAAAAAUCCUCCAUGCAAGAGGCAAGUCCUUGUACAAAUGACCUGUCGGAACACCCUAUGUCUUUCCAGGUAGCUGAUUCCCCAUGUUCCAGGAAGUGCAUUGACACCACAUCAGACCUGUCAGAGGACAGCAGAGGAAGUAAUGGACAGAAUGAAAAUAAAGAUCUAAAUUGGACUUCAGAUACGACCAUGAAAUCCCCCCAAAAUCCUGCUUUUGAGCAUAAAACUUAUGGCAGUGCAAGUGGAUCGGCUAACGAUGAGCAUGGAAAGCAAGUCAAGUUUGGUACAAGUCAAGAGCAAAUUAAAGUACAUCGUUUGACUGACACUAACAACUCUGUAGGGUCUACAGUAAAUCCCCAAGUAUCUCCUGCUCCAGUAAAAUCUCUGACAGAUGACUUAUCCUCAAACAGCAAGCAGGACAAAAAAAUGUCAAAGAAACAACCCAUAAGAAAUCUUCGUAGCAAUAGGUUUGCAAACAUGACCAGUGAAUUUAAUCACAGCUCUGUUUCCUGCAGAGUACCACACAGUGCUUUACAAAAUGAAUCUCAGUUUAAUAGUUUUUCAAAAUCAUUGUCCUCACCUCAGUGUGAACAAAAUUCAGAUGAACAACCUUCCAAAUCAAAACCCUCUCAAAGCUCAAAGAAUCGCUAUUCAGAGAUUUCAUCUCUAAAUAAUCCACCAUCUCGGAAAAGGGGUAGACCAAAAACACACAAAUCAGCAGUCCCGUUUCAGGCAAACAGUUCUCAAGUGUCAGUUGUUAAUCCUCCAAAUGAUCAAAAUACGGAAGAUAUAGAGCCGGAACAUGAUACGAAGCAGACAAGGCCUAUGGCAAAAAAACGUGGGCGCCCUAAACAGUCUUUUUCUAUCCAAACACAGGAAAGUCUGCCAGAAUUAAUCUCUAAGAAACAGGGCUCUGGGGACCUUAAUAUUACUCCCAAAGACAAAGCAAGAAACAUUCAAAAGUGCAAGAAAAGCAAAAGGGUAAUAAUGAAGACAAUCAUUGGAAAGAUCAAUAAGAUGAAAGUGAAAAGGAAAGAUCAAGUGCUCACACAGAUUCUGCUGGGACAGAAGCAAUGUGACGAUAAAGAAAUGUCUCACGAAGGCACAGAAAGAGAUGCAUGCAGUUCAGAGUCUACUGCAACACACUCCUUAUCUUCUCUUGUAUCAUCUUUCGGGGGUAAGCUUGGUUCUCAAAUUAACGUCAGCAAACGAGGAACUAUCUACAUGGGAAAGAGGAGAGGUCGCAAACCAAAAUGUUACACGACCUCCAAUGUUUCUUCCCAGAAAUCUCCGCAGGUGUUUUCAGACAAUCCACAGUUUUCUCCCACGUCUACUUUUGCACAGCCACCAUCAGGUACACAAAACGUUUCUGUAUCAGGCUCCUCUAGCACACUUAAAAACAUUGCAGCAACUUCAUUAUCUGGGAGAAGCUCACAGCUACGUUUUAGUACCCCUAAAAUCAAAGCAACUUCUUUUAAACAACUCAGUGAAAAUUCUCAGGCUCAGUGUGAAAUAACAUUGACGUGUAACAGUGGGGAUGGAGUUAAUGAUAACGCCAUAUCAGACAGGGGUGAAAGGAAUAACAGGCUGGAUGAAGGCAUGGGAUUUUGCUCAGCACCAGCCACAGGCUCUGUAUUCACAAUGUCUGGUGUUUCUGGGAGUAAUUCCUUUCAUAGUAGGCCAAAGCCUUUUUCUUCCUUGCCUUCAGAGCACUUUUUUUCUCCACAUUUGCCAUUAGGCUCUGGUAGGCCACAAGAUUCCAGUCCCUCGUUAGCAUUCACAGACCAAGAGGCACACAAGUUUAAAUGCCAUCGGAAGGGCCAUCACUGCCUAAGUCGAGAAAAGCUUAGAAGACAUAAAUAUAAAUGCAAGAAGAAGUAUAUACAACUCAAGGCCAAAUGCCAAGACCCUGACUUUCUCGCGGAUAUUGAUGACUUAGUUGUCAGACUGAGCAAGAUCCGUAUUGUGCAACGCAUCCCCCGGACAAAGCUUGGAGAUGACGUUAAUGCAUCAGGAAGAAAGACUGUAAAGGGCAAAUGUCAAUCCUAUGAUCUUCAACAGUGCCUACAAGAAAAAGUUCAUCCCCCUGCCAUGUUUCAAAUUAACCUUAGUGGGUACUAUUCACCACAUUCUGCUCUGUCCUGUGAACCUCUUCAUUAUGUCAGAAUGGCAAAUAUGAGAAGAAAGCACGGGUGCUCCACUGAACCGAGUGAACAGAUUGUUUCACACUUCCCUAUGAUGCACAAACUUGGAUACCCGUACCCAGGUGGUGGAUUUAUCCACCCAUCCUACAAAGUACCAUUUACAACCGCCUCGCUUGGGUUCGGCCUCUGUCGAGGAUACCCAUCCGGUGCAACGUUAUAUCCACUCCCUUUUCCACCAUCAUAUCUGCAUCACUAUCCUAAGAACCCCAUUAUAAGCCCGUCUAAGUUCCACAAGAAGAGGACCAAGUUCCCAAGGCAAGACUCUGCAAUUUGGGGACAGAACACAUUUGGGGCAUAUCCUAGGAUGUCCCCGCACUCCUCCUGUGACUGCUUCAAUCCAGAGGGUGAGCAAAGGCAGAAACAGAAAGAGAAAGGCAAAGGAAGGCGGGAUAAACAUAGCAUGAUGACAGAAAGACAGCAUGGAAAUGAUGCAUGUUUUCGGCUUAAUAAUUUCACAAAAGACAAUGAAAAUUCAGGAAGCUGUUCAUUUAACUUGCCUUCCCCCUCUUCGAUUUUCUCACAAGUCCAACAGAAAGAAAAAACCUUUCCUUUUACACAUUUAACUACAUCAAGCCCGGUACAAGGAGGAGAAAUGAGAUGGUCAGACCAUCAGCCAGCGUUUGGCCUUGGCAGCAAAAACCCAAACCAGCCCUCUGAAACACUUGAAACUAAUUCCGUGGGCUUUGAGAAUACCUCAAAAGGUCCAGAGACUGAUGGGAACCCAGUAUCAGCUCAGCAGUUACACAGAAGAGUGCAGCCUUUCUUAAAACAUCCUAUGCUUAUUGGUGGGACACAAAGCCACAAAAGGAUCACUAAGUCAAGAAGGAGUGAAGAAGUGACUCGGCUCUCAGAUGUUCUGAAGGAACAAGCUAAGACAUCUGUGCAAGAGUUAUCUUUGGGGAAUAAGAGAGCACCAGGUAUUAACCAAGCAGGUGGUUUAUCAAAAAAGCAUCGCUGCAGUGAUUCUUCGUCAUCCAGAGAACGGGAAAAAGUUGUUUCAAAGGAGCCAAGGGGUUUUAAAGCCAAAAGGAGGCCCCUGAUUAAGAAUAAGUCAAACCAUGUUCCCCAAUCCUCAUCACCUUUAAGAGAUGAGCAUGCACAGCCGGCAGCCAGAAAUGUUCCUUCUACAAGUGCUAAGGUACUACAACAAUUCAAGUCAGUAAAGCAUCAGAAUUCAGAGGGACUGGAUGUCACAGAUGUCAGCGGAGUAAAGAGAAGAGGACCGGGACGACCAAGGAAGAGUCCUAAACCCUCUUCUCCACCAUCUUUGCUUUCUGGUCCUGAACUAGCUUCAUCUUUGACUAUAGAAAAGGCAGGAGAAGACGACAAAGAUAACAGUGACACAGUGUUGGAGGUCAUUGAGCUUGUCAUUCACGGAGAGCAGAGGAGUGGGAAAAAAAGAAAAAUUUCUGAAAGUGUGGAAAAUGGAGUUCAGAAUCAGAAUGAAGAAACAGAUGAGACAGAGACAUCUUCCACUCACUGCCACAUGUGCUCAGCACCCAUUGGCCUGUCACCUAACCAAGUUGAAGACAGUCAACCGGAGCAGGCCACUGCCUUCUUACCAAAUAAGAAGUAUUUAUGGGCAGGGCUUUAUUCAGAUGAUUUUAAAACCGAAGACAUUCCUGAUCAGCCUCAUCAGCUAAACAUAGAGAAUCUAGAGUACAAUCCAGAGGACCAUGAAUAUGGCCUCCUUCCUGCACCUUUACACGUGGGAAAGUACCUAAGAGUGAAACGGAUCAACUUUCAGUUGCCCUAUGACAUCCACUGGCAAUGUGCACGCAACAAGGUAUUUGAAAAACCUGUUACUCUACCAGAGGCAUCACCAUCAAAACCAAUGACCGUGUCUCUGACUUCAGACAGUUCCUGUAACCCCCCAAACAGCAGUGUACCUCAGUCAUGCUCUGAUGAUUGCCUCGACACGACGCUCAGUGAUGAUGAGACUGAGUCCUGUGAUAUGGGCAGUCACAUACAUGUGUGUGAGGAACACCAUCAGUGCCAUCAUCACCUCAAACAUCAGUUACAGGACGAAUCCAGUGACAAUGAGAAUUUUCCCUCAACCUUAUCUAAUGAAGAGAGGACCUUUGUAAUGAAACACGGCAUCUUCCUGGUGAGAAAUUACGAGAAGAUGAAGGCAAGACAGGCGUAUCUUCUGAGAGAGGGCGCAAGGCAGCAGGAAAAUGAAAAGGAGGAGGACAAAGUGAGCAGCCAGAGUGAGGGUAGAGACCUUGGAGAGGAUCCAACCAUCAAGUCAGACAGGUGCCCUAUCGAGCGGAGGUCAUGUUCUGAAGAAGGGGUGCGCGUAACAUUCCAAAGCAGAAAUCUCUCACAGACACUCCAAGAAAUCUGGGACGGGAUUGUUAGUUGCAAGGGAUCAUCUGGACAAAACCUCAGUGAUCCUCUGCUAAACCUCUGCUCUAGAAAAAGGUCCGACUCUGCUCUAGUGGACCUCAGCAUGGUACAAAAGCAGCUCCAGUCAGGACACUAUGAGAGCCUGGCGGCCUUCCACUCGGACAUGCUGACUGUGUUUCACUGCGCAGAGAAAUACUACGGCUCCGAGUCUGCAGUCGGGCGUGAUGUGAGUCAGCUGAGGGCCAUAUACCACAGAGCUCACCAGGAAGCUUCAGCCCACAUCAGCAGCUUCCUGUAAGAGAUUAGAAGCCACGCCCACACACCUACCUUCCAGGGCAUAUUGUGGUUGUGGUUGUGACCAUGGUAACACAAAGGCAUGAUGGGGCCUUCAAGAACAGGCAGACUAUGCCCUUCAAUACCAAAGACCCGUUGUGUGGUGCGCUUACACAGGCACUGAGCGUUAAACAGAGCCCUGCUGGAUGGGAUGCUUGCUGAGAAAACAAUUAAGACUCACAGAUCCAUAAUAAUUCAAAAAGGGUGGACAUUUCACAGAGGAGGAACAGACUGCUGAUCUAAAAAAAAAAAAAAAAAGACAAACACUUCUCCAUUCCAUUUUUCUUCCACUUUUAUAUCCUGUCUGUUGCCUUGUUCAGAUACGUCUUCAGUAUUAAAUCACAAAAAUAAAAGAGCAUGGGGUGCAUGAAGCUGUGGGAAGGGGAAAUGCUGAGGUUGUUAGUUCACCCUUGGCCAAGGACAUGAACAAUCAUUAUAUAUAUAUUUUAAAAAUUGUAUAUAAUUUUUAGUUUUAUUAUUUAUAAUGUGUUUUCUUUACAUUUGUAUUUACAUCAUUUGCCUUGCCAAUGACUGCACAUAGUACCAGUGAUAUAAUUUAAUGUGAGAUGUGCCUAGUAAUAAGCAAUAAUUAGAAAGCAAUAAGCUAAUUCUUUUGAUUGUCACUAUAGUACUUUUUAAACUCCUUUUAUGCUGCCCUCUAAUUUUACACACCAGCCUGAGAGGUGUUGUUGGGCAUUUUCCUACGUACAUCAAACUUGAAUGAGGUGGAAUUCUUUAGUAGGGAGAAAUAAAGUAUGCAUUGGCAGGGGUUGGGACCCUUAUCACCCUGAGAGCCAAACAAAAACAAAGAAGCAUACAGUCCUGGAAUAACAUACAGUUUCAAACACACUCCCAAGAAAACAUUUCCCUUUUUUGUACAGUCUUCACAGUACUGGCAGAGCAAAAGAAUUUCUAUUCCCAGCUUUGUUCAUCCAUGCUAGCACUUAUUGCUGGCUGGCUUCCAGUUUCCACCAGGACUUGGCGCAAGCUACAGUAUUUUUCCCCCUGCUGUGGCAAAAUCAUUGCUUCUCAAAACGUGUCUUUACAUUUGAUAUUUUCAGUGAAGCAUUUUCAGUCGUUAGAACAGAGACACUGCAGACACAAAGUUCUCACCAGAUAUAUACUUGUUCAAUUUUCUUUUUCCAGGUUUGCUGUGUUAGACAAAUGUGAACCUGUCCCAUAAAAAUAAAGCUUUUAAAAUGUGAAAGCCUUAAGGUACAGAUGAAAACGGAUCAGUAUUUGAGUUUAGCUAUAUAUAUAUAUCAAUUAAAUAGGAGUGGAGGUUAAAGGGGAGUGAGAUAGAAAUAAUGCACAGCUCUUUAGCUUCCUCGGCUAAAUGAAUAUUUUUCUCAAAUGUACAAAUGCAUCUUUUAAUUAAGAGCUUUCAGUCUUUAUUUCGUGUACAGUGCCGUUUAAAAAGAUUUUACCUUAAUGUAAAUCUAUGCUCAACAAGUAAAAUGGUUGCGAUUAGGGUCCAAAUCUGUGUAAUAAAAUAAGUCAGCAACCAGUUUAUGUAUAAAAUUUGGUUCCUGCACAAGUGGCCCAUUGUGACUUUCAACUCAGAACAACAAAAAGUGUCAUAAAUGUGUAGUGGUUCGGUGAAAAAAACUGCUGAAGCUGAAUUUUGGCAAAGAGCCAAAACAAUUAACUGUUGAGUUUCAGUUAAACUUUUUUCAAUGUUUUUCUCUGCCUAUAAUCAACAUUCCUCAUAUUUAAGCAUUCAUAAAUAUACAUUACUGUGCAAUAGUCUUGAACCCCCAUUUUGCAUAUUUUGCUUUUGGAAAGUUAGACUUUCUCAUAUUUUUAAGCAGUCUUGAGGAAUAGUUCUCCAGGCUUCCUAAAGCACUUUUUAAAUUUUUGUCCAGUCCCUGUACCUGACUAGUUGUGGAGGGAUGUUUUUUGUUUGUUAAGCCACACGGUGACCUACAGUAUGAAUCAUUUAAGCAUAAAAAAAACAUCUAACAUUAGGCGUGACUGUGAUAAACAGGUGAUUAGAACAGUUAUACUGGUGAUGCCGGAAUUUAAGGGUUGGAACAGACGAGAGGGGAAAUGAGGGCUGCUGCUGAGGUGGUUACAUAAACAACCAAUUUUUAAAUUGUAUCUUUAGGCAUUUUGCAGUCUGCUGCGGUGAAACAUUGUUCCAAUUUCUUUAAUCUGUAUCACUUAAUAUGACUAAAUAUGGGGUGGCUUUUGCACAGUACUGUAUAUCACCAAAACAGGUAAUGUUAAAAUGUGGUUUGUAUUGUAUCUUCCUGCCAAAUCAAUUUGUGUAGGCAGCCAAUUUAACAAAUGCUAGUAGUGUACCUAAAGACGUUUAAAACCUUGUGAAUGUCAGGCUUUAAUCUAUUUUUUGAGCUAUGUCCCACAGUGAAAUGAACCUAAACCUAAUCAAUUCAGUUUCUUAUCAGCUACUGGUAAAAAAUGUUUACUGUUGCUAUUAAAACGUAAAGGUUGUUUUUUUUUUUUCAUUCAUAGAAGUAAAAUAAGAAAUUCACUUGUGGUUGGGGGAAAGGUUAAAGUUUCACCAUGUGUUUGGUUUUCUUAAGCCACCACAUAUACAGUACAUGGCUCAAGCUCUUGGGUUCCCUACCCCUGAUCUAUGAUAUAGUGGCUGCUCAGAAGCUUUUUAUUGAACUGUUUAGGGUUUGUGUUUGGUCUUAAUAAAUGCCUCAUUUA